This is a messenger RNA of Adineta steineri, 972 nucleotides long. NCBI's taxonomy places the organism in Eukaryota, Metazoa, Rotifera, Eurotatoria, Adinetida, Adinetidae. The record is from the annotation of a GenBank genome assembly.
AUGUCGGAAAGAAAACGUCAGAAGACAACUACACUUACAAAAUUUGAACAACUGCCAAACGAGUUGUUAUUAAUAUGUUUUGAUUAUUUUGAUUAUUAUUAUUUAUAUGAAACAUUUUCUUCUUUAAAUCAACAUUUCAAGAAUUUAAUUCAAUAUCGAACAGAAAUUUAUCUUAAUAUGAAAUUAAUUCCAAAUGAAAAAUUUUUACCAUUUUGCUCUCAAUUAAAUCAAUUAAUAACAACAAAUCAUAACUAUUCACUAUCAAUUCGAAUUAACAAUAACUAUAGAUUUAAUUCUAUUUUCCAAGAUAAUUUAUUCAACGAGAAUUUUUCUAGAAUAAAAUCCUUAAAAAUAACAAAUGUUACUGUUUCAACUCUAUUGUCUAUCAUAUUCGAUGGAAAAACGAAUUUAUGUCAUACAUUAGAACGAUUAAGCUUAUUCGAUAAAAUUGGUGGCACAUUCCAGGAUAUUGAUCGAUUAUGUUGUGAUUUAAUUUCGUCAAAAAUGAAAUUAUUGAAACAUUUGGAUUUAAAUUUUAUACUGUAUUCUACUGGUGACAACGAAUGUGAAGAGUAUGUCGAUUUAGAAUUUUAUGGGUUAUCUAUCGGAGAAAAAUCAUUUAGUAAUUUAGAAACGAUUAUUAUCGGCUAUAUUCCGUAUGAUGAUACUUUUACAACAUCAAAAUUAUCAUUUAAGAGAUUGAUUAAACGUGUAUUACCUUGUAUGCCAAAAUUAAAAACUUUAAUGAUAAAUUCCAUUUAUUUUGAUACUCCUGAUAAUUACCGACAGGAACAUAAAGUAUGGGUAUCAUCAAGUACAAAAACAAAUUUAAAACUAGUUAAAAUCUGGGUCGAUGUGAAUGCGAAUGAGCAACGUGAUAAAGAAAAAAUGGAAAAGUAUCUACAAAAUUAUUUUACUAAUGAAAAUUCUACGUUCAAGACAACAAUUAAGAUAUUUUUCGUUCAUAGUUAA